Molecule: messenger RNA, 723 nt
Organism: Nematolebias whitei (Rio pearlfish)
Lineage: Eukaryota; Metazoa; Chordata; Actinopteri; Cyprinodontiformes; Rivulidae
Product: golgin-45
Biological process (GO): Golgi organization; Golgi to plasma membrane protein transport
Cellular component (GO): Golgi membrane
Source: RefSeq, a predicted model, not a curated record
GUCUCUGGAGCAGCUCCUGGUGUCUUUGCAGUGGGGCAGACAGCAGACUUACUACCCCAGUGCACAGCCCCUCAGCAUGGGAGAGCUGGCUGCAGCCAAUCACAAGCUGGCAGAUGCCAUCAACUCCCACCUGCUGGGGAAAAGCAGCAGCGGCGUGACGAAGAGCAGCGGCGUGACGAAGAGCAGCGGUGCAGCAGCUGAGCAGCUCUGUAGCACGCCAGCUGAGAAGAUGGCUGAGAAGGUGCUGAAGAGUUUAAAUCCAGUCCAGUGUUCAGAAAACAAAGCCGAGCCUCCGCUCUGCGAUUCCACUUCCUCUAACUUUCUCAACAAGAAGAGCAUCGGCAGGUUCCACCCUUACACCCGCUACGAGAACAUCACCUUCAACUGCUGCGAGCGCUGUACUGGAGACAUCGUUGUGCUUUGAAGUGAAAGAGGAGGAAACGUCUUCACCGGACUCUCUGGAAGCAGCAGAAUUGACUUAAUUUACAGCAGAGUCGUCAUCGAUGACUUGCUGGUGCUUCGAGUGGACACAACGCAUUCAUGUGGAGGUUUCUUUUUUCAGAUAUUGAUUUAAACGCAGAGAUAUUGUAGGAAGCGAUUAUGAAAGUUUAGUCGUUUUAUUUAGGAAAUUUAUUGCAGUAAUUAAGACUUUUAUCUCCACUGUAGCUCAUUUUAAUUGUUUGUGUCCAGGCUGCGCAGUCAUGGUGAAUCAGUGUUGGAAGA